Nilaparvata lugens (brown planthopper) is the source of this 2685-nucleotide messenger RNA. Its product is annotated as transcription elongation factor SPT5-like. Bases 145 to 723 code for a protein of 192 amino acids. Lineage: Eukaryota; Metazoa; Arthropoda; Insecta; Hemiptera; Delphacidae. The record is from RefSeq and is a predicted model, not a curated record. The transcript is spliced from 2 exons.
AGACACUCGUGACCGAUAUCCUCAGCCAUUACCUACUUAUACUCCUCCACAAUACCGCUGAAGGCUCAGUUCUGCUCUUAACUGUGAGUCAGGUGUCGUUUAUCAGUGUCCUUCGCGCAUCUCGUUGUCUCUAAUUUCUCCAACAUGAUCUCACUAAUCCUGUUAUCAGCCAGCCUAGCAUCCGUAUCAGCAGGGUUCCUUGACCAUUCGUCAGCCUACGGUUACGCCACAGCGCCAGCCGUAGAUCUUACCUACGGAUACGGUUCUCCAGCCUACGGAACACCAGCCUACGGAACCCCAGCUUACGGCUCUCCCGCCUACGGUACACCGACUUACGGUACAGCAGUCUACGGUACACCGUCUUACGGUACAUCGGUUUACGGUACACCGUCUUACGGUUCACCAACUUACGGUGCAGCUCCAAUAGUGAAAGCCUUCACACCUACGGCCACCUCGUAUUCUAAUACCUACCAUAUCGCCAAAUCUGUACCUGUUCCUGCCGUGCCUGCCGUGGCUACAGUACCUGCCGUGUCAGCAAUACCAGCCGUAUCUGCAGCGCCCAUCUAUGCUAAGACGCCAUUAGCUGCUUAUGGAGCGGCAACUUAUGGAGCUUCAGCUUAUGGUGUGCCCACUUAUGGAUCUCCUGCCACUGCUUAUGGACCCAGCUACCCAUCCACUUAUGGGCAUGGAUAUUAUGGAUCCGGUUAUGGAUAUCUCCAUUAAAAAGGGUGGAUAUCUCCAUUAAUAUCUCCAUUGAAGGGAUAUCUCCAUUAAGUCUUGAUGUUCCUGUAUGAGAGACUAAGGUUCUCUUAUAUUCUAUCCAAUAUUUAUUUUUGUUUACAAUGUUUCAUUAUAUUCAUCCAUCAUUGUGAAUGUUGAAAAUCGAAUCAUGGAAUAAGUUUCAUCAUCAUAGUAUAAUAUCAAGCUUUAAUUCUUUUUUCUUUAUUGUUUGAAGGAAGGUUGACUGCAAAAUUCCAAAACUGGCAGUCAUGUACUUCAUUUUAAACUAUCACUUCUUCUAUCUACCACGCUCAAGCAUAAUGCUUGUGUAGGCAUCACCCUCAGCCAAUACUUCAGAACAGAAUCACAUCAUGUUAGCGAUAUUCAUUAUUCUUCAUCGAUUCUUACAAUAAGUACAUCAUCAAAAUGAUAGGAAGAAAAAAACUAGGUAACUUUGUGCUAUUCCUCUCCCAAAUUUAGUUAAGUUUACAUUUCGAUAAUGUACUUAUUGUAUAAAUUCUUUAUCGAUUCUUGCAAUAAGUACAUUAUCAAAAUGAUAGGGAAAGAAAAUGAAAUAAGGUAACUUUGUGCUAUUCCUCUCCCAAAUUCAGAUGAGGUUACAUUUCGAUAAUGUACUCAUUUUAUAAAUGAAUAAAAAAUUAAAAAUUAAAAAGAUGGAUCUAUUAACCAGCCUAAACUAUCUCCCUAGAGGGCUAUUUCCUGUAGAUCUUUUCAACUUUUCUUGUAUGUCCCAACAUUAACAUUUUAACUAUUAAUCCAGAGAAAGCAUUGUCCACUCACUCAAAUUUAGUCUUUAUAAUAUAAAAUUGAAUAGGCUAGAUAAAUUAUUUUUGCCAUAGUCAUUCAAUUUCAGCUUUUUUACAUCCAUGAAAUCAAGCCGGUAAACAGCUGAUUGUGAAACAAAUAAACAUUUGAUUCUUAUUACAGCAUACUAUACUGUAAUAAAAUCAUAUGUUUUCUUUACAGUCGAGUAUGUUUCCUAGUUCCGAAUUUGGAACAGCAAAACUGGUGAAAAGCCGACUUUUAGCGCUCCAGGUGGAAGUUUUCAACUACAAUCAAUUCCUGAUUCGAAACUUGUAAACUAGGUUAUGUUUAUAGAUUGCAUGUAGUAAUGUCAGCACAAGCAGGUAAUGCUUUCUGUUUCUCAAUUAUUCUUUUCUACAUUAUUAUGACAGAAAAUAGUGUACGUUACUUGGACGUGAAUGUCUUUUGCAGUGCUAGAAUGAAAUUCUACUCGAGGCUAAUGCCCCGACUAGAAACAUCAUUCUCGCCUGAAAAACGGCCCUUCCCGUCCUUGUGACGUGAGAUACUAUUAAUUAACCCUUUUCAGGUUACCAUUAAAAUGUGAGGAAUCAUUCAUCCAGUUACCAUUUCAUACAAAGUUUUGCUUUUUCUUGUGAAUUCUAGUAGUUUUGAUAGAAAAUAUACUAUUAUCAUAGCAACUAUCUGAAUUUGGGAGAGGAAUAGCACAAGGUUACCUUAUUAUUUCUCUCCCUAUAUCUGUAUGAAUCGAUAAAGAAUAUAUAAAUAAACAACUUGAUACAUUAUAUUCAUGUAGUUGUUUCUUCAUCCAAUCGAACACUUCUGUAACUUUUUUUAGUAAAAACUUUAAUAAUUUUCCAGUAUCUUAAUGUAUUAUCAGCAUGUAUCACAUAAAAAAUAUAUCUUGAUCUUUGUUAGUCCAUGUACUUUCCUAUCUGAUGAUAUAUUCCUGUGAAAUUAUAGGCUACUUUUAAUCAUAUUUGCUUGCAAUUAGUGUUAUGCUUUCUACAGAGUUACCAUAAUUAGGAAUGUCGUAGGCCCAGUUGCACAAAAGCCUGUUGAAUUUGAAUCAUGAUUAAAUGCCACGGAAACCAAUCAGAGAAGACUUCUGGAGUAGGCUUCUCUGAUUGGUUCUCGUGGCAUUUAACCAUGUUUAAAAUUUAACAGGCUUUUGUGCAACCG